CUCGGAGUUGGAGCCUGUUGCUGGUUGGUGCCUGGUGGAGCGAGCGGCCUCUGGUAACCCUACACGGGCCUAUUAUCUCAGAGUGGAGGAGCCAGUGGAGUUUACAGAGUCAGUGAGUCACAUCUCGCCAGUGUUGACCUUGACUUUGACAUGGAUGGGGGUGUCCUUUCUCCCAGAAAAAAAUAAAACACGAGAGGAGUAUGUGGCGACUACAACGUCCUUUGGCUCUAUGUGUGGUGAGAAGGAUAGAUAAUUAUCAAUGCAGAACAGCUACGGCAGCAGCAACAGCCAGCUCAUCAUGUACUACCACACCACCCUUACAAGAGGUGCCCGGCCCUCGGUGUUACCCUGUCAUUGGCUCCCUCCUUGAUAUGAUCUUCGAUAAAGAUUUUAAUAAGGACAAGAUUCACAUCUACUUCAAGAAGCUGUUCCAGAAGUAUGGGUCUGUGGUGCGGGUCAAGUUCCCUGGCCAGCCCACCAUGGUCAUAGUCCACAACCCUGAGCACCUCCAGUUCAUCCUGAAUGCCACCAUGCAUAAUCCUGUAAGACCUCCAAUGGAAAGUCUCAAGAAGGUCAGAUAUGAAAAUGACUAUUAUGAAAAGAAAUCUGGCCUUGUGUCUGAGAAUGGUGAGGAAUGGGCACGUUUAGCAACUGUUCUGCGCCCCAAAGUGAUGCGUCCCAAUAAUGUGAGCCAGUACUUGGCAAGGGUGGACCAGGUGACUCUUGACUUCUUACAAAGAAUAUCUUUUCUUCGAGACAGCAGUGGGGAAGUUGAUGUUGACUUCAGGAAAGAAUUGAAUAAAUGGUCUUCAGAAAGUAUCUGCUUGAUCUCCCUUAACCAGAGAAUUGGCUGUCUGGACCCUUCCCUGCCAGCUGGCUCAGAACCACAACGCAUUGUAAAGGCAACUGUGGAUUUCAUGAAAGCCAUCAUGGAGUGUGAAUCAGGUUCCAAGUUGUGGAAACUCUAUCCCACAAAAACAUAUAAGCAACUUCAGACUUCCAUGGAAAUACUUAGAGAAAAAACAAUUGAUGUUUUGGAUGAAAUAGAGUCUGAAAUGAAGGCAAAGCUUGAGAAGGAUCCACACUCCAGCCUCACAAUGUUAGAGCAGCUUUUAUGCCAAGACAGUAUCACCCGCAAGGACAUCAUCACAUUCAUGAUGGACCUCUUACCAGGUGCCACAGAAACGGUAUCAGACAUGGUAGCUGUGAUCCUGUAUCUUUUGGCCAAGAAUCCUCAAGCCCAGAUCAAGGUGCAGGAGGAGAUAGAUCGAGUGUUAGGAGAUGGUGUGGACGUCUUGACACAAAAACACUUGAAUCAGCUUCCAUAUAUCAAAGCUGUGGUCAAGGAAGCCAGUCGUGUCCUCCCACCGGCACUAGGCCCUGUGCGCAUCCUUCAGGAGGAUUUGAGGCUGGGGAAUUUCCUUCUUCAAAAAGGGUGGCUAGUGUUCCUCAUGAAUGCCUUUGCUGGUUGGGAUCCUGCACAGUUUGAGAAGCAUGAUCAGUUCUUGCCCGACCGAUGGUUACGACAUCGACCUUAUGGAGACAUCCAUCCCUGUGCCGUCAUUCCUUUCUCUUUUGGCGUCAGGAUGUGCAUUGGACGACGUUUAGCGGAGCAGGAGAUCUAUACCCUCAUUGCCAGGAUGCUGCAUUGCUAUAAUGUGGAAUACAAGCAUGGAGAGAUUGACCGCGUCCAUAAGUUUGUCUUCUCACCAGUUGGACCAAUGAAAUUUACCUUCACUGACCGUCAUCCAAGAAAAUGAUAAAUAAAUGGAUACCUACUGUAAAUUAUCUAUUAGAUAUUCCGGUUUUAAAUUCUUUUUCAGUUAUGCAAUUGAUAAUUCUUAUGAUCUAUGAUGUGAAAUACAUAUGCAUGGAAUUCUAAA
Messenger RNA from Portunus trituberculatus (swimming crab), 1883 nucleotides. RefSeq names its product probable cytochrome P450 49a1. Lineage: Eukaryota; Metazoa; Arthropoda; Malacostraca; Decapoda; Portunidae. Bases 201 to 1760 code for a protein of 519 amino acids. Gene Ontology annotation, molecular function: heme binding; iron ion binding; oxidoreductase activity, acting on paired donors, with incorporation or reduction of molecular oxygen. The record is from RefSeq and is a predicted model, not a curated record. The transcript has 11 exons.